GAGACAUUCUCUCGCUUGCUUCUUGCUACCUCUUUUGGACUCGAUGAGAUUUGCAGGAUCCACUUUGUGGCUACCAUGACAACAGAGGCAAGUGCAGUGAGCGAGGCGGACACAGAGGGCAAGCAGAAGGCCAGCAGCGCCGAGCCCGAACCCGAACCAGAGGACAAGCAGAAGCCAGAGGCAGCAGCGUCCGAGCCAGAGGGGGAGCAGUCGAGCAAGAAGGCCCAGGAGCAGACCUCUGAGCCUGGGCCUGCCGAUGCAGCUACCUCCCCUGAGGAGGAGCAGCUGAAGCCUCGUACCCGCACCUCUGCUGGCAAAGGCCUGUCUCGUCUCUUCUCCAACUUCCUCAAACGCCGCUCACAGUGCUCCGAGGGAGAGGGGUUUGAGGCAGAAAAAGCCAAAGAGGAAAAGGCAGACAAAGAGGAAAAGGCUGAAAAGGAAGAAGAGGAGAAGGAGGCAGUGGUGAAAAGUGGAGAGGAGGCAGCUAAGUCAGAGGAAAAAGAAGUAAAAAAGGAGGAAGAAAAAGAACAAAAAGAGGAGAAAGCGAAAGAGGAAGAAAAGGUUGAGAAGAGGGGCAAUUCCAGGAGGUUGCUGCUCCAGGCCAAGAAAUAG
Molecule: messenger RNA, 612 nt
Organism: Plectropomus leopardus (leopard coralgrouper)
Lineage: Eukaryota; Metazoa; Chordata; Actinopteri; Perciformes; Serranidae
Source: RefSeq, a predicted model, not a curated record